UAAAUCGGAGAGUGGAUGUUGCCGCACUGCACUUCCAGGCACAGGACGCGGCCCCAGCGGAAGUGCUCCAAUUCGCCGCUUAGGCUUUGAGUCUUCGCCUUCUGGCCUUUACUCCAGCGGCGGCGCCCGCGGCAGGUCAUGGGCCGCAGCAGGAGCCGUUCCCCACGGAGGGAGCGUAGGCGAUCCCGUUCUACAUCCAGAGAGAGAGAGAGAAGGCGUCGAGAACGGUCCCGAUCCCGAGAGAGAGAUAGGAGGAGGAGCCGUUCUCGCUCUCCACAUAGGAGGAGGUCCAGAUCCCCAAGAAGGCAUCGAUCUUCCUCUCCUUCACCUUCCCGGCUAAAAGAAAGGAGGGAUGAUGAGAAGAAAGAAACUAAAGAAACAAAAAGCAAAGAACGUCAAAUUACUGAAGAAGACUUGGAAGGCAAAACAGAAGAAGAAAUUGAAAUGAUGAAAUUAAUGGGAUUUGCUUCCUUUGACACCACAAAAGGGAAAAAAGUUGAUGGUUCUGUAAAUGCAUAUGCCAUAAAUGUGUCUCAGAAGAGAAAGUACAGGCAAUAUAUGAAUAGAAAAGGUGGAUUCAACAGACCUUUGGAUUUUAUUGCUUGAUGUCUAGAUUGUACUGUUGAAGAGUGAUUUCUCCACCACUUGGUCACAACAGAGGAUAGUGUAUUUAAUUGUGUAUCAAAAACAGGAUGUCUCUUCUCUCUUCCUGAAGAGCAAGAUAAUCUUAUUUAUGAAGUGUCUCGGAAUACUCGCCCUGCUUCAAAGGAAGAAAGAUUUACUUCUUUCUUUUAGAAAAAUCUCAUUUUGGGAAUUUUUCAAACUCUUUUCAAUUAUUUCUAUUCCUGUGGAAGCCAUUUGCUUUAUGGACACCUUUCCCCACCCCAAUCCUCUGGACUUUUUUUUUUUAAAUAAUCUGUUGUUGGAUUCAAGUUGUCCCAAAUAAAGUAUUUCUCUUUAUGGUUCAAAUAUUUUGAUCACUGGAAAGUUUGACCAAGAAAUAUUUAUGUUUCUGAUUGCCCAAGAAAUAGGAGGAAGAAUAUAGUUUGGGAUUUUUAAAUAGAAUUAAAUUUUGGCAUCUGUGUUCUGAUAA
Molecule: messenger RNA, 1093 nt
Organism: Phascolarctos cinereus (koala)
Lineage: Eukaryota; Metazoa; Chordata; Mammalia; Diprotodontia; Phascolarctidae
Gene: SNRNP27
Product: small nuclear ribonucleoprotein U4/U6.U5 subunit 27
Biological process (GO): RNA splicing
Cellular component (GO): precatalytic spliceosome
Source: RefSeq, a predicted model, not a curated record